Aureobasidium vineae is the source of this 1983-nucleotide messenger RNA. The record is from the annotation of a GenBank genome assembly. Lineage: Eukaryota; Fungi; Ascomycota; Dothideomycetes; Dothideales; Saccotheciaceae.
CAAGAAGAAAAAGAAGACGGUUCAACAGAUGACAUCUCGAAUACAGAGGCCGCUGACAGCUUGGGUCUUGGAGAUGAGAUCGAGGAGCUUGAGGAUCAGCUUACAGCGAUCGACCGCCGACGCAGAGCGACCGAGAAAGAGACCAGUAAGCUCAGAGAUGAGAAGACUUCGCUCCGAGACACCAUGGACAAUUGUGAUGAUGAGAUUGAAAAAUGGGAAGCUCUUCAAGAGAAGCUCGACGACGGCAAGACCGUCUAUGCUCCAGUCGCCGAGACAAGAAAGCGCAAGCGCUCUUCCUCGAGUACCGACGGUGAAGACGAGGAUAAGAACAGCCAAAAAGCCGAUAACGAGUCGCAAUCUCUAGAUCGUGGUUCGCCACUGACGGCCGAAGACAUUGAAACAAAGAUCCAAGAGCUGAAAGACCAGAAGAAGGAAGCUCGUCGUGGGCGUAGCGAGAUUGAAGCACAGGUCAAGGAACUGAACGACAAGAUUAAGGAGUUCAAAACCGAGACCCGAAGCAUCGAAGACAACAGAAACCGCAUCUGCAUCGAUGCACGCAAUCAGUACUCGAAAUCUGCUAUUCAAGUUGAUUUUGCUGCUGGCAUCAAGGAGACCAGAGCCGACGAGGAUCCGGAUAACUUCGAUCCCGAGGAAGAACUCCGCGACUACGGGAAGGUUUCUAAAGAUCUGCCUGUCUAUUGUGUCUCCAGCCGAGCAUAUCAGAAGCUGUCCGGCAGACUUGUGAAAGACAACGCCGUCCGUGGUUUCACUGACGUCGACCAGACCGAGUUGCACUGCAAGAAGCUCACAGAGAACGUCCGAUCCAUGAAAUCUUGCCGAUUUCUUACCUUACCGAGUCAACUGCGCACCUCGCUGGCGCUUUGGUCAUCCAAUGACGGUUCUGGUGCNAAAAAGACGGAUCAGCAGAAGGACGCUGAACAGAGGUUUCUUGCUCGAAAGCUGAAGGAUCUAGAUAAAGCUCUAGAGAAGGACGUGAACGACACCCUGACAGAGAUUAAGGAAACGGUGGCCGAAAACAUAUUUGAAAACUAUGAGACUGCCAUCAACGCUGCUGCCGAUGCUGCAUUGCCAACAUCGCAAGGCUGGGGCGCGCACAAAAGUCAAGGUGGUCUGUACUGGGCUACGUACAAGGCGGUAGUCCGUCGACAAGGUGUCUUCACAGGAUCUGGUGUCUACAAGCACCUCGCAAAUGGCUGGGAGAAGGCCUUCCAUCGCCGUCUUCCUCAAGUUCUCAAAGCGUGCGCCAAAGGAUUCUCCAACGACCUGCGCGCCUUCCACAAAGCCAUCGAAGUCCAUUCGUUCUCUCACGGAGGCAACCCUCGCCUUGGUCUUCUUUCGCAGCAGCUCUCGAACUACGAAGCCGUCUUCAGCGACCUUGGUAGCAAGAUGGUUGAGCUGAUCAACGAACGCCAGCGUGAUAUCAACCGCGAAUUCACCCCGAAUGUGUGCAAUGCCAUGCUCGUCGUUCAUAACGUCUGCACGGCAGAGGCUGGUCCUGGUCAAUACAACAGAAUGAAGACCCACAUGACUAACCACGUCAACGCCCAAAAGGACAGCAUGUUCCAGAGGGCGACCCAAGUCGUUCGUGACAUGAUCAAGGAUCUGAUCAAGGAUGUCGAAGAGAACAUGGCCAAUCGUACUGAUCAGGUCUUCGUUGGUAUGCGUAGAGAUUACCUUCAGGUUCUGAGCAACGUCCGCGUUGACGACAUCACAAUGCCUAAAUGGGAGCGCAGCUUGAGAGGCACAAUCGAGGAUAUCAUCCAACAAAGCGAAGAGGGUUUUGAGGCCGUCCUUGAAGGAAGAGGUGUGGCGGUCUCUGGAGAUGAGGCAUCUGCAGGUGCCUUGAAGGAUGGAGAAGAUGGUACAGACGACGAGGACGGAGAGGUCGAACAAGACAAGAGAAAGACGAUCAAGAAAGAUGCUGAUUCUGAAGACGACGCGUUCAUGGAGGAUGCUGAUGUU